Vicia villosa (hairy vetch) is the source of this 796-nucleotide messenger RNA. RefSeq lists its product as uncharacterized. The transcript has 3 exons. The coding region runs from base 299 to 661 and encodes 120 amino acids. The record is from RefSeq and is a predicted model, not a curated record. Lineage: Eukaryota; Viridiplantae; Streptophyta; Magnoliopsida; Fabales; Fabaceae.
UCAGUUCUCGUUUUUUUCUCUCUACUCUCUCUCUCUCUCUCUUCAUUCAUCUCCAAAAGUUUGUUACGUUUUGUAACAAACUCUUCACCAUCAAUCUUCACUUUCCACCUUCAUCCUCUUCCCUCAACUGUGCUUCAUCAACCACUCUUCCUUCAACCUUCAUACUAGUCAAUCAUCUCCAUCACUCUCCUCCGAAGUCAUCACCAACCUCACCACACGGUCACCAUCAUCAUCAUCAUCAUUUCACUUUCUUGCAGUUCAGCUCAUUGCUUGAAGCAGCUCGGAUUUUCACUCAACAAUGGCAAUGACACUCAAAAAAUUUCCUACAAUAUUCGUGGCAUUUUUGUUUGUCUCCGCCGCCAUUGCUAUUCUCCCGCCUCCACCACCAGACCCUUUCUUGUCUGCACCCCAUCAAGCUAUGUUUCCUCCGGUCACAAGCGGCCCUAGCAGGGACCUUAAAAAACCUAUUCCAAAGUCCAUGAUUGCUUUGUCAGUCAUGGCUGGACUUCUACUUUUCACUAUAUGUGUGGGAGGUCUCGUUUGUGUGUGUUCCAAAUCAUCUCCACCACCACUUGCUGCUGCGGAUGGAAUUGAUGCCCACGGGACAGCGGUUGGAAUUCCAGUGCCAAUGCAAAGACUCAGAGGAAUGGAUGAAACUUGACUUGGAUAUUUAUAUAUGUUUUAUCAUUGUUAUAAUUAUUAUUAGAAUUCUAAGUUUUUCUAUUAUAUUAUCAGCAUGUACUAAAUAUUUAUCCAUGAAGUAUUAUCGAAUGAAGAAAUUAUAAUUUUGUUUAAA